Lithohypha guttulata is the source of this 1059-nucleotide messenger RNA. RefSeq lists its product as uncharacterized. Lineage: Eukaryota; Fungi; Ascomycota; Eurotiomycetes; Chaetothyriales; Trichomeriaceae. The coding region runs from base 1 to 1059 and encodes 352 amino acids. Gene Ontology annotation, cellular component: mitochondrion. The record is from RefSeq and is a predicted model, not a curated record. Gene Ontology annotation, molecular function: hydrolase activity, acting on acid anhydrides, in phosphorus-containing anhydrides. The transcript has a single exon.
AUGGCUUCUAAGCCGUCCAUACCGUGGUCGACGGGGAACAAACCAUUGACAACAGACUCAGCAAAAGCUGGGAAACCACCCCCUCCACCAUCUCCAUCGGCAAGCGUCAUCGUUGUCUCUCAAUCUAACAAAGUACUGUUACUUCAUCGCAAGAAGACCUCAUCUGCAUUCCCUAGUGCGCAUGUUUUUCCAGGCGGAAACCUCGACCCUGCUGAUGGACCUCUACCCACUGCUCACACUGACCCAGCACGACACUUGGACAGUAUCGCUUACCGAACUGGAGCUAUUCGAGAACUAUUCGAAGAAUCAGGAGUGCUUCUCGCACGCGAAUCAUCUGCUCCAAACCAGCCAUUACUCUCCCUAGAUCCCGAGACACGACUUGCUGGUCGUAAUGAUGUACAUGGAGGCAAGCUCUCCCUGCAAGAGUGGCUGAAGCAGCAAUCACCAACUGCCGUCCUUGACACCGAUUCCUUGGUACCAUUCACACACUGGAUUACGCCUACUAAUGUCCCGAAAAGGUUUUCAACACAAAUGUAUGUCUAUUUCGUGCCUGUCACGGAGCGCCGUCGACAUCUUCUGGCGACAGCUGACCAGGUUGAGACUAUGGCUCCAGAGUGGAAGCGACCCGCCGAAUGGAUUGCCGAAGCAGAUGCUGGAAAGAUCAUACUCUUCCCUCCACAGUAUAUUCUGCUAUACCUCAUCUCCAGAUUCCUGGACAAGCCAGAAGAUCCAGCUGAAAGUCGAGACAUUCCUGAGGAGGAGCGCAUGAGCAGGAGAGAAGCCCUCAAUACUUUCAUUACUACCGAUAAGAGUCCUGUGCCUUGGACAGAUAAGUUUAUCUCUCCCGUACCUGGACCCACGAAAUGGAUAGAUGGCAGACAAAUUCUAGCACUCGACAAACAAGGACCAGAAUUGGCGGAAAGUGGUUUGAAGGGAGAUACAAGCCACUUCGUGCUCGUGAAGUUCAGCAAAGAGGGUCCUAGAGAAGUGCAAGUCAUUGAUCGGAAAGAGGCAGAAGCAACUCUUGCAAAGACAGCCAGCACUAGCUCGAAAUUGUGA